ACGGUGGGGGUCCUGACUGUGGCAGAGGCCUCUGUGUCUGGAGGGUAUCGCUGCGUCGCCUUCAACGCUGCCGGAGCAGAUCAGCUCCACGUCCACUUCUACGUCACAGAUGUCCCAGGAGGCUUCAGUGUGAGUCAGAGGGAGGAGCCUAGAGAGGGCGGAGACCUCCAUCUCACCUGUUCAGCCAAUAAGUACCUGUAUGGUGCGUUAUCAUGGCAACGGGUGAAUGACACAGGGCACGCCCAAUCACGCGGCCCCGCCCCGCAGCAGCAGCAGCUCACAUCCGGCGAGUUCUCCAAUUCACUGGUCCUGUUACUAAGCAACCUAACAGCCACAGACUCAGGAGCCUACAGAUGCUCCACCCACCACCUGGUCACCGGGCAGAACACACACAGGGACACACAGGUGGAGGUCACAAUUUUGGAGCCUCCAGUGCUGCUUGAUAAUCUCACAGAUUGCACAGUGAAUGUCAGCAGCUCCGUCUUCCUCAGCUGUCCGUCUGCAGGUGUCCCCCCCCCCACCGUCACAUGGUACAAGGACGAACAAGCUCUCUCUCAGGGAUCAGGUAUUGUGAUAUCCCCAGACGAUGGGACCCUCAACAUUGAUCGAAUCACAGCGGAGGACCAGGGUCUGUAUACGUGCCAGGCGACCAAUGAGAGGGGGUCUGCAGAGAGCUCUGCUUAUAUAUGGGUUAAUGGUGCCUCUGAAGCCUCCUUCCUGCAGAUCCCAGCUCUCACCUGUACCUGUGUGGUGGCCACUCUGCUCUGGCUGUUUCUGACCCUCGUCAUACGCAAACUGAAACAGCCCAGCAGCUCAAACACCAAACCAGAGUUCCUGUCAAUCAUUCUGGACAGAGGAGGCGGACCAAUGGAGGAGCCGUGCGAGAGACUCCAGUACGACCCCAGCCAAUGGGAGUUCCCUCGAGAGCGGCUCAAAUUAGGGAAGCCUCUGGGCCGCGGGGCCUUCGGGAAGGUGGUGCAGGCGGCUGCCUUCGGGAUAGAAAGCACCACCAGCUGCACCACUGUGGCUGUGAAGAUGCUCAAAGAGGGCGCUACAGCCAGCGAACACAAGGCUCUGAUGACUGAACUGAAGAUCCUCAAUCACAUUGGACAUCAUCUGAAUGUAGUCAACCUCCUGGGAGCAUGCACCAAGCCUGAAGGGCCACUGAUGGUCAUUGUCGAGUACUGUUGCUAUGGAAAUCUGUCUACCUUCCUGAAGGGCAAGAGAGAAGUGUUUGUGUACGACCGUGAUGGAGAGCCAGGUUUUGUCAGCAGUGUGUUUGAUGACAAUACAGAGAAUCACCUAGACACCAAGUCUGGCUCCAACUCUCCUUUAUUCCUGGAGGAUCUGAUCUCCUUCAGCUUCCAGGUGGUGCGGGGGAUGGAGUUCCUCGCCUCUCGCAAGUGUAUCCACAGAGACCUGGCAGCCAGAAACAUUUUGCUUUCUGACAAUAAAGUGGUGAAGAUCUGUGACUUCGGCCUGGCCAGAGACAUCUACAAAGACCCCGACUACGUCCGCAAGGGAGAUGCCCGCCUCCCUCUAAAAUGGAUGUCUCCAGAAGCCAUCUUUGACAAGGUGUUCACCACGCAGAGCGACGUGUGGUCCUUCGGCAUCCUGCUGUGGGAGAUCUUCUCUCUGGGAGGUUCUCCGUACCCUGGUCUUCAGAUAGAUGAAGAGUUCUGCCACAGACUGAAGGGGGGGACCAGGAUGCGAGCGCCUGAAUACAGCACACCUGAGAU
Molecule: messenger RNA, 1739 nt
Organism: Notothenia coriiceps (black rockcod)
Lineage: Eukaryota; Metazoa; Chordata; Actinopteri; Perciformes; Nototheniidae
Product: vascular endothelial growth factor receptor 1-like
Exons: 14
Biological process (GO): protein phosphorylation; positive regulation of kinase activity; multicellular organism development
Cellular component (GO): signaling receptor complex; plasma membrane
Molecular function (GO): transmembrane receptor protein tyrosine kinase activity; growth factor binding; ATP binding
Source: RefSeq, a predicted model, not a curated record